CGCAGGUCCGCCAUAUUGUCUGCCGAAGCUGCCGCUGAAGCUACAGCUGCGGCCGCCGCCAAGUCUGAGCGAGCGGAGCCGCGAUGGAGACCAUGGCAAGCCCAGGGAAAGACAAUUACCGAAUGAAGAGCUAUAAGAACAACGCCUUAAACCCUGAGGAAAUGAGACGAAGGAGGGAGGAAGAGGGCAUCCAGCUUCGGAAACAGAAGCGGGAACAACAACUUUUUAAACGGAGAAAUGUGGAGCUGAUUAAUGAAGAGGCCGCCAUGUUUGAUAGUCUGCUGAUGGACUCCUACGUGAGCUCUACAACUGGGGAGAGUGUGAUCACAAGAGAGAUGGUGGAGAUGCUCUUUUCUGAUGAUUCUGACUUGCAGUUAGCAACCACACAGAAAUUCCGGAAACUCCUCUCCAAAGAGCCAAGUCCGCCAAUAGAUGAAGUUAUUAACACUCCAGGAGUAGUUGACCGGUUUGUGGAGUUUCUGAAGAGGAGUGAGAACUGCACAUUACAGUUUGAAGCUGCCUGGGCUCUGACAAACAUUGCCUCUGGAACCUCUCAGCAGACCAAAAUUGUCAUCGAAGCAGGAGCUGUCCCCAUUUUUAUAGAGCUGCUUAACUCAGACUUUGAAGAUGUACAAGAACAGGCAGUCUGGGCUUUGGGAAACAUAGCUGGAGACAGUUCGGUUUGCAGAGAUUACGUCUUGAAUUGUUCCAUCCUUAAUCCUUUGUUAACACUCCUUACUAAGUCCACACGACUGACAAUGACAAGGAAUGCAGUCUGGGCCCUGUCAAACCUCUGCAGAGGGAAGAACCCGCCUCCAGAAUUUGCAAAGGUCUCUCCUUGUUUGCCUGUAUUGUCUCGCCUACUCUUCAGCAGCGACUCAGACUUGCUGGCAGAUGCUUGCUGGGCCCUCUCAUACCUGUCUGAUGGUCCCAAUGAGAAGAUCCAGGCAGUCAUAGACUCUGGAGUUUGCCGAAGACUGGUAGAACUUCUGAUGCACAACGAUUACAAAGUCGCGUCUCCUGCCUUGAGAGCUGUGGGUAAUAUUGUCACUGGUGAUGACAUCCAGACCCAGGUUAUUCUUAACUGUUCAGCCCUCCCGUGCCUCCUCCACCUGCUGAGCAGCUCUAAGGAGUCAAUCCGGAAGGAAGCUUGCUGGACCAUUUCAAACAUCACUGCUGGCAAUAGGGCUCAGAUACAGGCUGUCAUAGAUGCAAAUAUCUUCCCUGUGUUGAUCGAAAUCCUUCAGAAAGCAGAGUUUCGUACCAGGAAAGAAGCUGCCUGGGCCAUCACUAAUGCCACAUCAGGAGGAACCCCUGAGCAAAUCAGGUACCUGGUGUCACUGGGCUGCAUCAAACCGCUGUGUGACUUGCUAACUGUAAUGGAUUCAAAGAUUGUGCAAGUGGCCCUCAAUGGACUAGAGAACAUCUUGCGGCUUGGAGAGCAAGAGGGCAAGCGUAGUGGCUCAGGGGUCAAUCCCUACUGUGGCCUCAUUGAGGAGGCUUAUGGCUUGGAUAAAAUCGAGUUUCUCCAGAGCCACGAGAACCAGGAAAUCUACCAGAAGGCCUUUGACCUCAUUGAGCACUACUUCGGUGUAGAAGAUGACGAUAGCAGCCUGGCUCCUCAGGUGGAUGAGACGCAACAGCAGUUCAUCUUCCAACAGCCCGAGGCCCCCAUGGAGGGCUUCCAGCUAUAAUGUCUGCCUCCGGGGAGGGGAGGGCAUGGGAAGCACCAGCCAGCGGAAGAGCAGCCCUCUGGUGGGCAGGGAAACAGCCACCCCACCAGCAGCCACCAUACACCUGCUGCCCUAGAGACUGUGCUCUUACGUGCUCAUCCCCUUCCCUGGAGGGCACCCUCUGGACAGACAGAAGCAUCUGAGGCUCACACUGGGUUUUGUGACAAGAAGGGGGCGUGUGGGUUUUCUUCCUUACACUUUAUUUUGGCUGCACACAUGUCUUUAACCCAGGAGCCCAGGGGUAGACAAAGGAGGACUGAGGUAAUCAAUUUGCACCUUUAAAAUUUUUUUUCUUUUAUUUUCUUUAGUGGUGACUUCCUUCCCAUUUAUCUUGCUUCAUCCAUCCCAGUCCUCUGCCCUGAUGUGUGUAACUCUUAUCUUGGGUACUUGAGCAGAUGGAAUAUUCCAGAGGUGGGAGGUGGGAGGGGAGGGGAGAAGUCCAAACAAAGUGUUCUUGCUCUGACUGAAUAUUAAUCUUGUAUGCUUGGAUUGGUUAUUUAAUUUUUUUCUUUUGCACAUUUUUCUUGUAUUAAGGUUGCUCUUCCCAAAAAGCUGGUUUUAAGAACCCAGCUGCCAGCACUGUCUGGAAAUAGAGGCUAAUUAGGGAGGCCCCCAUGAGACAAAGGUCCCUCCCUCCUCUGACCCUAUGCCUAAGCCCUCCCCUCACUCCCCUGGGACACAUCACCAGUGUGAGUGGAAGGGAGGAGCACAGGCCUUCAGACAGGGCUUCCCUUUUGUAGCUACUGACCCUGUAUCCUACCCACCUCCUAAAUGGUGCGACCCAACUUCAUUUGUUUACUUGAAAAUUCACCUCAGAGUUGAAUGAACCUCUGAGGUGGCUGUGUUUUCUCCUGAGCUUGAGAUGGUGGGCUGUGGUCCUUCCUUCUCCUGAGGAGAAAGUCCUUGCUCUGAUGACCCAUAAGUUGCAGAGGAGGUUGGAGUUAGGGUCGUGUAUUGGGAUAGUCAGGAAUCCCUACCUUUGGCCUUUCUUCUUCCUUCUGCCAUAGUUGGAUCAUGUAUAUUUUACUUCCAAAGGAGAGAAUGUCAAAGUUCUGUAUUUUUUUUUAUAGUCUAUAUAUUAAGUAAGUCAGUCUUAAAGGUCUUAGGAGGACAAAAACCGCCUGUGAGUGGGAUACUGUGAGGAAGACCAGAAAGGUGUAAAAGCUUCCCACUCAGAGGACUGAACUUGGUCCUUUUCUUCUCUGCUUGGAUUCUGGGCCACCGCUUGGGACCAACUCUCACCUCUGGAGCCUUCAAGUCAAUCGGCCUGGGCUGAUUGUCCAGUACCUGAAGGGAGCAAAGAGGGCCUUGGGGCCUGGUGAAGUCUGCUGCUCUGGUCCUUGCUUCUGAGCAGAAAGCAGCCUGCCUUCUCUAACUCAGUGCCAGUCUCUGUUACCCAGAUAAGUCACGACACAGCUGCCUCUCCUGUCAUCAGAGAACCUUGGCGACCUGGAUACUCUGAGAGCUGUUGGCAUCUCCCUUCUGAGGGUCCUUGUACCUGGAUUGGAGUUCCCCUUCUUGUGACAGUUACACAGACACAUUUUCUUCUCUGAGUAAAGCUGGUUCAAUACCUCAGGCUGGCCUGUGUUUUAGUGGGUUACACGUUACACUAAAACUGAGCUCUGGGGGCAGGGAGUGGGGUGCGCUGUCAUCAAGGUGUAGACCACCUGUGGAACCCCAUUGUGGUGAAAUGGAGGUAUCCCAUCCUCAUGUACACUUCUGUUUCUCCAGAAACAGCAUUCUUCUUAUUCCUGUUCCCACAGAUCUCCCUUUGGCUCCCACACAUGCAGAUCUGAAGUUCAGGUUCUUGCUGUUGGCCAUUGGCUUUCAGAUUGACCCUGCUCCUAAGAAAAGUAGUUCAGGUUUGGCAGUUUAUACUGGAAACCUUGACCAACAUUGGGCCACAUUGGCGAGUCAACUGCUCCUUCUCUACCCUCUGGCCUUCCGGAAAGGCAAUAGGCAGAGCCUUUUUUUUUUUUUUUUUUUUUUUUAAACCUGGCCCACAGCUUUAUUACAGACUCUGCUCCUAGUUCAAAACCCCUCCAUGACUGCCAUCAUCAAUCACCCUUGUCGGAAGAGCAGGACACUGUAGUGGGGUCUACUCUGAACAUCUCAAGCAACAGUUAAGCCCCUUGCGUUGGAGCCAGAGUCUCAAUAUGAGCCAUGAAUGUCCUGCUUUCCCUAUCCUUUCUCCAGUACUGCUUUGCCUUCAGGCUUGGAUCCAGUACCAGAUGAAAGGCUGGUUACCUAGCUGUUUUAGGCAUCCCACACUGAGAUACUCUUAAGUGGCUGGUAGAGUGGUCAUUCCUAGAUGCUGUCUUCAGACUCCAUCUCCCCAGUGACCACAGGCCUUGAUGUUGGCUGCAGCUUUCUGGCAUAACCCUAUGAGUUCUGUCCUGUUGGCACAAUUGUUCACCUUUUUCUGGAGAGCUCUGGUGUUCCCCUUUACCUGGGACCCUAUAUCUACUGCUUCCCUCUUCUGUACCUGGAAGUCAUUUCCAGCCUGUGUGCUGAAGCCAAUCACAGGUUACGGCUGCUAUUGUCUUCUGCUACAGGAGAUGAAAAGAAGGUUCUUUUUUGUUCUUACGGUUUUUCUGUGCAGCUCUGGCUGUCCUGGAACUUACUCUGUAGACCAGGCUGGCCUUGAACUCAGAGAUCCUCCUGCCUAUGCCUCCCAAGUGCUGGGAUUGAAGGCGUGCACCACCACUGCCUGGCGCCAUGGCAAAAAGUUUCUUAAACGCGGUCUUUUUACUUACCUGAAACCAACCCAGUAAAAAGAGAAAUUUCCUGCAUGGAGGAACUGUUUCUCCUCCCAUCUGCCGGUCACGUAGCACUUCAUCGUCACUCCAUGCCCUCCUGUGGAGGCUUCUGCUCUUUCUGUUCAGACCUCAUCUCUUCCCCAGCUUCACUCAGUUUGGUGUCCAUCCUCUUGGGUAUUAUUCCGGCUCAAGGUCUAACUUCUCGAAGGCAAAAAACCAGUUUCCCCAGGUCCCUGCAGACCCAGGAGGGCGACAGGAUGUUGGCAAGCUUCCCUAGCAGGCUGGGGAAGGAAGGGUUCAAGGCUCAGUGUGCUGAACCAGGGCAGAUCCUGAGCAGCAGCAGCAGCCUCGGUGGCGAGGCCGUAAGGGAUAGACUUCUGGCGCAUUCUAGACCAACCUCAUCCAGUUUUUUUUUCUGUUUUACCUCUUGUAUUCUUUUGUUAGGCCAGCAAGACCGAGAAUUUGCCCCUCUGGGGAUCGAUCCACCAGCUGCUCUUUGGCCAAAGGCUGUCAUAACCGAUCCAGUUUCCAGUGUAGUCCCUAGCCCCACCCCAGAAUAAGACAUGCAUGGCAAUGGAAGGAUUUGAGGUCAAUUCCAACCAAUCUGAAUGAAAACUUAUUUUUCUUUUGAGAGAGCAUCUUGUUUUGAAGCCAGAACUACGUACAGGACCAAAGCUGGCUGUGAGGAAAGCAGCCAUAACUGGGGAACCUGAACAGCAGAGGGGAAAGGCUUGUGUGAUGUGUCUUCAAAGGAUUGGGCUUACCUACCUAUUUCUAGGCCAGCCUGACUGCUGCUGCUCACACCAGCACAUGCCAAUGAUGCCCAUGAGCCCUGUUCUCCUCUGGUUCUGAUGUCAUUGUUUAGCUUUAGAGAAAGACCAUGGCAUACUAUGUUCAGGGAGCAAUGCAGGAAGUCUCAGCUUGAGGGUCCUGAGUCGGCCUGAAACCAUGAAACCUCAGAAGCUGUGGGUGGGUAUUGGCUGUUGUAGCCAGCUUUUGGGGGAAAUGCCUUUUUUUGACCUAUUAAAUAAACUAAGUGGGUGUGAGGUCUCAGCUACCCAGCAGACAGAACCAUCGCCCAAGGACAGCUUGGGUUUCCAGGUAAGAACCCUAGAAAGGUGAAUUUAAUCCUCACAGGUUUUGCUUUCUAAAUUCAUUUGCUUUUAUUUUUCUAAAAACUGUAAACUCUAUUUUUUCAUGUUCUCAGGGCCCCUGGGUAGACAGACAAAGCUUGAUUUCAGAGCAGAAAUAGGCCAAGAAAACAUGGCGUUGAGUGUGCUGAGUCCAGACUAAUAUUUAUAUACACAUCCAAAUUUGAAGAGAAAAUGUAUUUCUUUAGGUUUCAAACACUGUAAUAGAUACAAAGCAGAAAUAAAAAGUUGCAAAGUU
Messenger RNA from Chionomys nivalis (European snow vole), 5881 nucleotides. It is a transcript of the gene Kpna6, whose product is annotated as karyopherin subunit alpha 6. The record is from RefSeq and is a predicted model, not a curated record. Gene Ontology annotation, cellular component: nucleoplasm; nucleus; cytoplasm. Gene Ontology annotation, molecular function: nuclear import signal receptor activity; protein binding. NCBI's taxonomy places the organism in Eukaryota, Metazoa, Chordata, Mammalia, Rodentia, Cricetidae. The transcript is spliced from 14 exons. Bases 84 to 1694 code for a protein of 536 amino acids. Gene Ontology annotation, biological process: NLS-bearing protein import into nucleus.